Camelina sativa (false flax) is the source of this 1829-nucleotide messenger RNA. Its product is annotated as protein PSK SIMULATOR 1. Gene Ontology annotation, biological process: positive regulation of growth. The record is from RefSeq and is a predicted model, not a curated record. NCBI's taxonomy places the organism in Eukaryota, Viridiplantae, Streptophyta, Magnoliopsida, Brassicales, Brassicaceae.
ACCCCACGAGCCAUUCACACUUUCAACUUUAUCAUAGUCCCCUAGAAGAAAGAAACUAUAGAUUAUAAUCUCUCAUUAUCUCACACUCUCUGCAUUUUACUACUUCUUCUUCAAAUCAAUCAUUCCUAUUGCUUAGUUGCUUUUGCUCCUAAAACCACCACAACAUGGCUCUCGAAACUUUCCUAAUAAAACUCAAAAACGCUAUUUCAUCCAAACCCUCUUCUCGGUCUCGACCCCUUCGAUCAUCUCCUCCGAUCACAACUACCACCACCACUUCCUCCGUUGGAGUUUUAUCGUUCGAGGUGGCACGUGUCAUGACCAAAACCCUUCACCUCACUCACUCUCUCACCGACGCUAAUCUCCUCAGUCUCCGAGACCACUCUCUCUCCUUAGAGGGUCUCACCAAAAUCGUCACCGGAGAUGAAAUAUUCCACCUCAGCCUCGUUUGUGCUGAGCUCGCAGAUAGUCUCGCCCACGCAGCUAACUCUGUUUCAAGGCUGAGCCACCGCUGCACCACUUCAAGCCUCCGCUCAUUCCACCGCUUAUUCCAUGAGUUCGCUGACAUAGGUCGUGACCCUCAUAACUGGGUCAUGAGUUGUAAAGACACAGAAGCUAAGAACAAGAAAAUCGAAAGAUACGUGAGUGUGACGACAGCUUUGUAUAGAGAGAUGGAAGAGAUGACGACAUUAGAGAACUCUCUGAGAAAACAAAGUUUACAGAUUGGGAUCGAAUUCACAGAAGAAGAAGACGACUACGAGAACAAGAAAGAUGUGAUGAAAGUGAUUGAUCUACAGAACAAGAUUGAGAGACAGAAACAACAUGUCAAGUAUCUAAAAGAUCGAUCUCUCUGGAACAAAAGCUUCGACACGGUCGUGUUGAUUCUCGCAAGAUCGGUAUUCACAGCACUCGCUAGACUCAAAUCCGUCUUCUCGUCAGCCGCAGCCACUAGCUACAUGGGUGGGACGGUCGUGUCUUCUCUCCCUCGUUCUCUCUCUUCUUCUUCUUCUUCUAUGAACCUUGUUCACCCGAGCCCAAACGACGAGGAGAGAGACAAAACGGCGUCGUCCUCAGCGUUUCUUGAAGAAAGCUCAAGACUUUUGAAACCACCGGAGACAACUCUCGGCGGAGCUGGUGUGGCGCUUCACUACGCGAAUCUGAUCGUCGUGAUGGAGAAGAUGAUAAAGCAACCUCAGCUUGUAGGUCUUGACGCGAGAGACGAUCUGUAUUCAAUGUUGCCGGCUAGCGUGAGAUCGUCGCUAAGGUCGAGGCUAAAAGGAGUUGGUUUCACGGCGACGGACGGUGGUUUAGCGACGGAGUGGAAGGCGGCAUUAGGUCGGAUCUUACGGUGGUUGUUACCGUUGGCGCAGAAUAUGAUUAGGUGGCAGAGUGAGAGAAGCUUCGAGCAGCAACACAUGGCGACAUCAGCAAAUAGCCAGAACAGAGUGAUGUUAGUUCAGACGCUUGUGUUUGCAGAUAAAGUUAAGACAGAAGCAGCCAUAACAGAGCUUCUUGUUGGGUUGAACUACAUCUGGAGAUUUGAAAGAGAGAUGACUGCAAAAGCUCUGUUCAAUCUACAGUCUCCUCUUACUCAUAAUCACAGCUAAUUUUACUGUAGAGUUUUGUCCUUUUUUGUUUUGGUCUUGUGUUUGGUGGGUUGGUUUUUAUUAUUUUUCUUGGGGUUUAGUUUGAUAAUACAAAUUAUGAUAAUGAUAAAAAGUGAUUUGGGUGGGGUUAAUUUUCUUGACUCGAGAGAGAAAGCUAUAUAUAAGAAAGAUGAUGUGAUGAGUGUAAAACAAUGUAUAUAUUGGAAUGAAUUUGAGUGAUUGUUU